AUGGAUAUGGAUGAUGACCCCGAUCCGGAGAUGCCACCGGGUAGGACGCCGACACAUCCCAUAGAGAUUUCUGACGGAUCAUCUUUUCAUGGUUCGCCGUACCGGGGCCCAGACAGCUAUGAAGCAAGGUUUGCCUCAUACCCUUGGGAGUUCACUCCCCCUUUUAUCCCACCUCAACAGCAGCAGCAGGAUCCCUCUGAGGAUUCGCGUUUUCAAGCGGUUACUCCACCGCCACCGCCGCCGCCAGAGCAACAGCCGCCUCCCGAACCACUGAAGCGGAGAAGAUCAGGAGCACGGAUGGCCUACGGAGCUUCCUACCAGACUGGAUACCCAGCAUAUGGGUAUCAAUACCCACCACCUCUUCAGCCUCAGCCGCAGCAGCAACCGCAGCCGCCAUUUGUCCAACCACCGCAGCAGCAGGAGAUCAUUCAAAGGUUGAAUCAGGUGGAACGGGAUGUUCAGAGGGAGCGUAGGAGCCGUCGGGGUCUACUUAAGGGUUUAGCUGAUUUAAUCAAGGGGAAGAACAAAAGGGAUUAUUGA
Helianthus annuus (common sunflower) is the source of this 540-nucleotide messenger RNA. RefSeq names its product early nodulin-75-like. The transcript is spliced from 2 exons. The coding region runs from base 1 to 540 and encodes 179 amino acids. The record is from RefSeq and is a predicted model, not a curated record. NCBI's taxonomy places the organism in Eukaryota, Viridiplantae, Streptophyta, Magnoliopsida, Asterales, Asteraceae.